AUGUCCAGAAGACAUAGAGUCCCCUUCUCCAUAGGGAUUUACCGUGCCCGCGGAGACCCCACAGCCAACGCCAUCUUCAGCAGCCCCCCAAUCUACGACAUCAUCUACUCAAGCCUCGACCCAGGGGAUGCCAUCCGCCUCUCCAAAACCUGCUCAAAGGCCUACACCGCCUACUCAGAAUUCCGCAGCAGGGCGUACAACAUCGACAAACUCCUCACCCGGUUCUUCUCCCCAUCGAAGAUUGUAGAUUUCAGACACCUCCAAGCGAGGACAGCGACGCUGAUUUCGGGGUCGACGGCGGUGCAGUUUAUCGACAGAGUCGUGUACCCAGAGUCGGAUUUGGAUUUGUACACCCCCAGGCAGAACGCGCUGGAGGUGAGGAGGAGAGCGCAACAGAGGGUGGCCUCCCACGAAGAGGAUGACUAUGUUAAAGGAGAGGAUUAUAGGACGUGCGGUGUCUCAGCUGUCUACGAGUUUAGAAAGGGCGAGAAAGUCGUACAGGUCAUGGCAUCCAAACACAGCCCUUUCCACUCGAUUCUUUCGUUCCAUUCGACCUGCGUGAUGAACUUUAUCACCUACGAAGCCGCUUACUCCAUGUACCCCGCCGCAACGUUCAGCGCCCGCAUCGCCACUUCCAUGGACAGAAUCACCGACAAAGAAUUGGGCGCACUCGCCAAGUACGAGAGGCGCGGUUGGACCAUCACAACCAACGUCCAAUGGCAGCCCCAGAGCACCAAGAAACUCUUCCACCUCGACGAACCGCGUUGGGUAUUGGACAAGCACUGCCUUCGCAUUCCUCUCAAACGACUUAACAUCCCCCCUCGAAAAUUCACUCCUGGUUCCGUCGAGAUGAACUUUGACCCUGCCAUCUGUAACAGCUGGACAUUGUCGAGUGAGACCGAAGUCAACACCACCACCGGCAACUUUUUCGUUUCGAGCUUGUUCAAGUAUCGGUAUAUUUUUGCCGAUAGGGUACUGCUCUCGACUGUUUCCCGCUUCUUGAAGAAGCAGGGAGAACUGGAGUUUAGAAGAAUGCACGAGUUGGGUAUCGACGCUGAACAUGUACAGGAAAGCGACCAAUGGCAUUGGUGGGUAGUCCAUGAUAUUCGCUGUGUGUGA
Messenger RNA from Coprinopsis cinerea okayama7#130, 1119 nucleotides. RefSeq lists its product as hypothetical. The transcript is spliced from 3 exons. The coding region runs from base 1 to 1119 and encodes 372 amino acids. Lineage: Eukaryota; Fungi; Basidiomycota; Agaricomycetes; Agaricales; Psathyrellaceae. The record is from RefSeq and is a predicted model, not a curated record.